AUGUAAUAAUUAAUCUCAUAAGAAUAAUAUCAGACUUAUUUAAAGGGCAUUGGACUUCCAAAGGACAUCAAAUUAUCUGUUUCAGUUGAGACCUUAUAUCUCAUAGCUAACAGACAGUUAAUUUAUAAUUUUUAUUAAAAUACUGAGUUACAUUUGAAAGAAUUGAAACCAAUUUCACUUGAAUUUGUUGAUAUCCUGUAAAGAUUAUGUGUUCAAAAGAGAGGUGGUCUUUGUUAUGAGCAUGAACUUUUACUUUAUUAUGUUUUAAAAUAUUUAGGAUUUCAUGUGGAAUUGAUUAGAUGUUAAGUCAGAGAGCCAAAUAGCCCAUACAAUCCAGACCUUCCUAGUACACAUGCAUUUUUGAAUGUUCGAAUAGGAGAUGAAACAUAUUUAGUGGAUCCAGGAUUUGGAACAAGAUCAUAUAGAUUCCCCAUAAAAGUAAACUUUUAAGACUUGACCCAAACUCAUGAAUUAUUUGCUUAAGAACACUAUAGAAUUUAAGAAAAUGAGACACAUUAUUAAUUUUAACAUCAUAUUGAUGAAAAUUGGGUUACCUAUUAUGAUUUUGAGAAGCCAUUGAAAUAUGCAUCUGUAGAGGAUAUUCAUAAUGAUUAUUUGAAUUUAUUUACCUGUAAAUAGUUUUUAGGAGUCAGAGAUAGUAGAUUUGUGAUUUGUAGAAAUACAGAAUAUGGAAGAGAUUAAUAUUUAUGGUUUAGAUUGGAAAAAGAGUUUACUGCAUUUAAGAAAGUUUUGAAAUUUAAUGAAGUAAGUAAAAUUGAAUUUAAAUCUUAUGAUGAACUAAAAGAGGAUGUUAAGAAAGAAGUAGGAUUUGAGUUGCCAGACUAUGAAUUGCUUAAAUGA
Molecule: messenger RNA, 861 nt
Organism: Paramecium pentaurelia
Lineage: Eukaryota; Ciliophora; Oligohymenophorea; Peniculida; Parameciidae
Source: the annotation of a GenBank genome assembly